CAACCGAGGCCUCCCAUAUAUACAGCACAGUCGAACUCGUGUCUCUCUUUCACAACCAGAGGAGAGUAGCCUGCUCUCUCUCACCGUCACUUAUCUGCUCCUCUCGCCUCAAUCCUUUGCUGCCCAGUGGGCACGGACUCCUCAAGCGCGUCAAGAUGGUGAAGUUUUCAGCUGAAGAGCUUCGUGCCAUUAUGGACAAGAAGCACAACAUCAGGAACAUGUCCGUUAUCGCCCAUGUGGAUCAUGGGAAGUCGACACUGACGGAUUCGCUGGUGGCUGCUGCGGGGAUUAUCGCGCAGGAGACGGCCGGAGAUGUGCGUCUGACGGACACCCGGCAGGAUGAGGCGGAUCGUGGUAUUACGAUCAAGUCGACCGGUAUCUCGUUGUACUACGAGAUGACUUCGGAGUCGCUGAAGGACUACCACGGCGAGAAGGACGGAUGCGACUACCUGAUCAACCUGAUCGAUUCGCCUGGGCACGUGGAUUUUUCGUCGGAGGUGACUGCGGCGCUGCGUAUCACUGACGGAGCGCUGGUGGUGGUGGACUGCGUGGAGGGAGUGUGCGUGCAGACGGAGACGGUGCUGCGACAGGCUCUGGGAGAGAGGAUCAGGCCGGUGUUGACGGUGAACAAGAUGGACCGAUGCUUUUUGGAGCUGCAGGUGGACGGCGAGGAGGCGUACCAGACGUUCCAGCGGGUGAUCGAGAGCGCGAACGUGAUCAUGGCGACGUACGAGGAUGCGCUGCUGGGAGACGUGCAGGUGUAUCCGGAGAAGGGGACGGUGGCGUUUUCGGCGGGUCUGCACGGGUGGGCUUUCACGCUGACGAACUUCGCGAAGAUGUACGCGGGGAAGUUCGGAGUGGACGAGAAGAAGAUGAUGGAGAGGCUGUGGGGCGAGAACUUUUUCGACCCGGCGACGAAGAAGUGGACGUCGAAGAACACGGGGUCGGCGAACUGCUAA
Physcomitrium patens is the source of this 959-nucleotide messenger RNA. Lineage: Eukaryota; Viridiplantae; Streptophyta; Bryopsida; Funariales; Funariaceae. The record is from RefSeq and is a predicted model, not a curated record.